Cavenderia fasciculata is the source of this 2346-nucleotide messenger RNA. It is a transcript of the gene gxcO, whose product is annotated as pleckstrin domain-containing protein. The transcript has 6 exons. Bases 1 to 2346 code for a protein of 781 amino acids. Gene Ontology annotation, molecular function: guanyl-nucleotide exchange factor activity. The record is from RefSeq and is a predicted model, not a curated record. Lineage: Eukaryota; Evosea; Eumycetozoa; Acytosteliales; Cavenderiaceae.
AUGGCAACAUUUAAUACAUCAGGAGGAUCAUUUUAUGAUCAACAACCACCUCAUCAUCAAAUAAUGAAUAACAAGGAGAAUGUACAACAAAUGAUGAAUAACAAUCAAGGAGGAGCCCAUAUGGCAAGACACACUAUAUCAUUUUCAAGUGGUCUUGGUAGUUGCAUGACACCUCAAAAGCCAUCGUCACCAUCAUUGCGAAGAGCAUCGUCCAUGUCUCCAAAAGGAGGCUCUCCCAACCAAAAACCAUUAUCUCCUAUGGCAAUGUCACCACCUCAACAACAUAAACAACAACAGCAACAACAGACACCUAUCAUGAUGCAACAACAACCAUCAUUAUUUUCAACACCAACCAACAAUGGGUCAUUUGCAAUCCCAACCUCUCCAUUCCACCAUACUCCAUAUAUUUCAUUGGGUGGUACUGGAAAAUCAAAUACUACGAUGACUACACCGACAUCGACACCAAAUCCAAUUGUAAUUACACCACAUUUUAAUUCAAUGAUGCCACCUCCAGUACCUCCAUCACCAGUACCAUUAUCAUCACCAUUUCAAACACCAUCAAUGAUGGGGCCACCAAUGAUGGGGCCACCAACAGUCAAUUUCAAACGUACUUCUGCUACUGUGUUUGAAAGUGUUUCUCGUGCCCAGACAUUAAGUGCGUCUUCGGGUGCUGCCUUUUUGGCUCCUCCAACAUCUGGUCCAUCCACACCAAAUCCAACACCACCCAACUCUGCCCACAAUACCCUUAGAAACACUAGAUCACUUCGUAAGAGUGUCAAAGAUGAAGAAGAGGGUAUGGCACUCAACGAAAAGAUGAGAGAUAGUAGACACCAAAACAGUAUGUCCAAACAAACCUCCAAACGAGAUCUCACCAUCUACCUGUCACGUCAAAAGUCAGAGAUUGAUAUUCGUAGCGAACAAGAAAAACGUGAUCAAGUAGACAAGGAAAAAAAGAGAAUAGAAGCUAUUAAAGAAGUAUUAACUUCUGAAUCAACUUAUCUUAAUCAUUUAAAUACUAUUGUUGAUAAUUAUUUAAUUCCAUUACGUAAAGAAUGUAGUGCACCUGAAGAAGUUAAAUUUAUAGUAUCAAUCUUUUCAAAUAUUGAAUCUAUUCGUGAAACCAAUAGAGAAAUUCAUAAUUUAUUUAAUCUAAGAAUUGGAAUCAACCCAAUCACCAAAGAUACAUCAACAUCUGAUUUAUUCUUUCAAAUUUUGCCAUCACUAAAUAUUUAUACACAAUACUAUGUUAAUUGGUAUAGAUCAUUACACUACUUGGAUCUUUGGUUGGUUAAAUGUAAAAAGUUUCAAAAGUUUAUAGAAGAAAGAUCAAUUACAACACUAAACCUUAAAUCACUUUUAAUUAUGCCUUGUCAAAGAAUUCCAAGAUAUACAUUAUUGAUUGAUGCUAUUCUUAGAUUUACUAGUCCAACACAUCCAGAUUAUAUUCCAAUGCAAAAAGCAAUGACAGAGAUGAAACUGCAAACUGAAAAGAUUAAUGAGAGUAUUAGAGACUCUGAAAAAUUACAAUUGGUCACAAAUAUUAGAAUGAGAUUUGAAUCUGAUUCUAUUGGUUUUUUGGAUCAAGUACAUCGUAGAUUAGUAAAAGAGUCAGGAGAAUUCCAAUUAUUACCAUGUAAAAAUAUCAAUCAAAUCAAUGACCAUUACAAUAACCAACAGGAUGAAGAUGCUUCAACUGAUGAAGAGGAAUCUUAUGGAAAGAAAAACAAGAAACAAAUUAAAUUAAUACCAAGCAAGUGUCAUCUAUACCUUUUCAACGAUCUCUUUGUUAUCGGUGUUCCAUCUACCCAAAACAACUCUGGUAAAAUGAGUACACUACUCAAAGGAUCACUUGCUACAACUGUAUUUAAAGAAUAUCCUACUUUCCCACAUAAAUUUAGUGUACAUCAUAAUAAUGGUAGUUAUAUAUUGAGUGGACCGACCAAAGAGGAUGUUAGGGAUAUGUUGAGAGCAUGUGAUGAUGCGACAACGGCUCUUUUAGAGAGUGAGCCAGAGUUGAGAGAAAAGAGAGCCAAUAUAACAUUGGUUGGCAGCGAUACCGAUGGAUGGAGUGUAUUUGACCCAAGUGAACAACACAACAACAAAUAUCCAAUUGCACAGAAAUCAUUGGAAGAAAUCAACAAGGUCAAAUCACAAAUAUUUACACCAAAGAAAAGAAAGAGUAUGAUUGGAAAGUUAAAGGAACGUACCAAAUCUCUACUUGGAUCAGCAUCUCAAAGUAAUAGUGCAGUUAGAAGAACUUCCUCUUUUGUAUUAAAUUCAUUUGAUGAAUUACCUGUUUUAAAUUUCAAUUCUGUAGCAAACAACAAUAACAAUAAUAAUAACUAA